Messenger RNA from Aspergillus mulundensis, 1866 nucleotides. RefSeq lists its product as uncharacterized. Gene Ontology annotation, molecular function: 2-isopropylmalate synthase activity. The transcript has 4 exons. NCBI's taxonomy places the organism in Eukaryota, Fungi, Ascomycota, Eurotiomycetes, Eurotiales, Aspergillaceae. Gene Ontology annotation, biological process: L-leucine biosynthetic process. Gene Ontology annotation, cellular component: mitochondrion. The coding region runs from base 1 to 1866 and encodes 621 amino acids. The record is from RefSeq and is a predicted model, not a curated record.
AUGGGCCUCAUUGAAUCAACUUCCAUCAACCAGUACAUCAGACUAGACCUCAACUAUCUUCACCUUACCAUCAAGAUGCUCACCAACCCCUCCGAGAAAUACACCCCCUUCCCCCAGCUCUACCUCCCCAACCGCAAAUGGCCAAACAAGGCCCUCACCAAGCCACCGCGCUGGCUCUCAACCGACCUCCGAGACGGCAACCAAGCCCUCGCCCAGCCCAUGGACGCCGCCGCCAAACUCCGCUACUUCCAGUUCCUGCUGCAGCUGGGCUACAAGGAAAUCGAGAUCUCGUACCCGUCUGCCUCGGCAACAGAGUACGACUUCACGCGCCAGCUCAUCACCACCGGCGCUAUUCCAGAUGAUGUCACGAUCCAGGUUAUGGCGCCGUGUCGGGAGGACCUGAUACGAAGGACGAUUGAGGCUGUGCGCGGGGCCAGGAGCGUCAUAUUGCACAUCCACGUCUCGACAUCGGACUGUUUUCGUGAAGUCGUGUUUAACCUGACAGAGCGGGAGAUGAUCGAUCUUGCCGUGCGGUGUACGGAGCUCAUCCGGUCUUUGACGAAAGACAGUCCGGACCCGGAAAUGGCGCAGACGGAGUGGACGCUCGAGUUCACGCCCGAGAACUUCCAGGAUACCUCCGUUGAGUUCGGCCUGAGUAUAUGUGAAGCUGUCAAGAGUGUUUGGCAGCCGAGUGUCCAGAACCAGAUCAUCUUCAACCUGACGUCGACGGUGGAGGUUGCGAUGCCGAAUGUCUUCGCCGACCAGGUCGAGUUCUUCUGCGACCAUAUCACCCAGCGGGAUAAAGUCUGCGUCUCGCUGCAUAACCAUAACGACCGGGGCUGUGCGGUGGCCACGGCCGAAAUGUCCCAGCUUGCUGGCGCGGAUAGGGUGGAAGGGUGUCUGUUUGGGAAUGGCGAGCGGACGGGGAAUGUCGAUCUGGUGACUCUUGCCUUGAAUCUGUACACGCAGGGCGUCCAUCCCGGCAUUAACUUCGGUGAUAUCAAUGCGGUCGUUGACCUCGUUGAAGAACUCACCAAGAUCCCCGUGCACUCUCGGGCGCCGUACGCUGGGAAGUUCGUCUUCUGCACGUUCACUGGUACGCAUCAGGACGCUAUCCGGAAGGGAUAUAAGCGGCGUGCGGCGAGCGAGCAGAAACUCGGGAGAUCGACGAAGUGGCGCAUGCCGUAUCUGCCUAUGGACCCCGUCGACCUAGGCCGCAAGCACGAAGCCAUUAUCAGACUCAAUGCACAGAGCGGCAAGGGCGGGAUCGCGUGGUAUGUCAACGACGUGUUUGGAAUCGAUCUGCCGCGGGAGCUGGAGAUUGAUUUCACGAGGGUCGUCAAGGCCUACGCGAAUGAGAAGGCCCUGGAGAUUACGCAUGAGAUGAUCGAGGACUUGUUCCGGGAGAGGUAUAUGCCCUCCACCAGUAGGGAACCGGGGUGCCUGAGCAGCAAUAUGGCUGGGCAGAAGAGGGACAAUCGCUCUUUGGAUCGCGAUGCGGAUGGGUACACCGAGGGUGGUCCAGUCCGACCACCGUCAAAUGGACACGUCCAGACGGACGGAUACCCUGCUGGAGAACGGGGAGAAGCUCAGAAGCUGGACGAGGAUAUCUGGCCGAGGGUGGAAGCUGCGGUGAAGAAGUUCGGAUUCAACUUCGAGAUUCUUGACCAUGCACUGCAGGUCAUCGACAGCGGCGAGGAGCUCGUCGAGGCUACGCGAUCUGCAGCUUUUGUGAAGGUUGCGCCCCAGUGUAGUCUGGCACCCGUCUGGGGUGUAGCCAUUGCUGAGGAUCCUGUCUCGGCGGCAUUGCACGCUGUGCUUGGGGCAUGGGAGAAACAUACACUGCGGGCAGAGUCCGAGGCAUAA